Ochlerotatus camptorhynchus is the source of this 805-nucleotide messenger RNA. Its product is annotated as GATA zinc finger domain-containing protein 15-like. NCBI's taxonomy places the organism in Eukaryota, Metazoa, Arthropoda, Insecta, Diptera, Culicidae. The annotation marks the transcript as partial. The transcript has a single exon. The record is from RefSeq and is a predicted model, not a curated record.
AUGGACCUGACAACUAGUGCUCCAAUGCGCAAUAAUCCAAUGUUAGAGUUGGACAUUCUGGACGAGCUGAAGUCAUUAUCAGCAAACAUUAUGACAGUACAUAGUACUGCACCUUUGACUCUGUCUCCGGAUUUGUGUCCCAGCCUGGACUCAGAAAUAAACAAUACAAAUAAAAAUAACAACAAUAAUGAUGCCACUGACUCAGGAUGGAGACUUCUUGGUACCCGGAAGGUGUGGAGACCAGAUUGGACGGACUACGACGCUCGUGUAUCGCGCCGCUUGAGUCAGCAAAAAUUGGCUGACAAGGCUAAAAAAUGGAGGAAGCAGAACACAUCACGUCAAAAUUUAGGCUACAACAUCCGUAACGACAACAUCCGUAAUAACAACAACAACAACAACAACAACAACAACAACAACAACAACAACAACAACAACAACAACAACAACAACAACAACAACAACAACAACAACAACAGCAACAACAACAACAACUACAACAAUAACAAAAUCAACAACCAGCACCAAAAUCAAAGCAGAAACGACAACUACGAUGUUUACUUCUACAACAACAGUCGUAACAGGGAUAAUAGUGACAUCAAUCGCAGAAACAUUGGACUGAAUCGCGCCCACUUACUUCCGUCUGAUAGAGAGCUUCUUGCAGUAGCGAAAGAUCGCUUCUCCAGGCCACCGACUAAUUAUCGUCCAACGAUGCAAUUUCAUCGAGGUGAAAUUCUAAACCCAUAUCCGGAGAGCGAAUCUCCAUGUACCAUUCCUGCGCCUAACCGGAUGAUUUCAGCUACUGCAU